Scaptodrosophila lebanonensis is the source of this 960-nucleotide messenger RNA. RefSeq lists its product as uncharacterized. Lineage: Eukaryota; Metazoa; Arthropoda; Insecta; Diptera; Drosophilidae. The transcript has 5 exons. The record is from RefSeq and is a predicted model, not a curated record. The coding region runs from base 1 to 960 and encodes 319 amino acids.
AUGCUUAAUCAGCGCAAAGUGCACGCCUACCUGCUGCUCUCGAUAGUGGCCAGCAACUGUCUGCUGCUCACCUACGCCUAUCCCCAGCAGGAGGUCUACCAACGACAGCGCCAGCUGGCCGGACAGGGAGCGGAGCAGCCCUCGCCCGUCUAUCGGGGCGGCGAGAGCGGCGCCCGCAAGUUUGCCGUCAAGCCGAACGCCUCGAAGAAGGUCGCGCUCGACGACAUCGAGGAUGACAUCGAGGGCAACCAGAUCCAGGAGACUGGCCCCAGCGGCUUCUCCUGGUCCAACAUGCUCUCCACGGUCAUGACCAUGUUCUUCCAAGGCGCCACCAACGCGCCCACCAAAUCGGACGACGUGGACAACUCCAUCGGCCUGGGCGGCAGUCCUUGGGCCAAUGUCAUCUCUAUGGGUCUGCGCAUCAUCAACACCCUGCUCGGUGGCGGCGCUCCCAGCGAUGGCAUCGACAAGGUCGACAAUGGCGGCUCCCCCAUGCAGGGCAUCUUGGCGGCUGUGCUGUCGUCCGUGUUGGGCACCCGAGAUCCAGACCAAGUCAACUCAAUGGCCAAGCAAGCUGGCGAGUUCAUUCAGAUCGUGAUGAAUCUGCUGGACGCCCUGAAGACCUCCUUCUCGCACCGCUCCCUCACCGCUCGCUCGCUGGGCAAGCGCGACUCGGUCAGCGACGCCGCCGUCGCCAGCAUCGCCCUCCUCAAGGGCUACGUUCGCACCUACCGGAACGCGGAGGACAAGUGCAUGCAGCGCUUCAUGUGCGAGGCCAACACGGACUGCGUGCGUGAGAUCGGCGGCAGCAGCAUCUUCUGCCAGCUGGGAUCCUAUGCCACCAGCUAUCUCUUGGAUCGGACCAGCGACAGCAGCUUCGAGCAUCUGUACGAUGCCGGGCGCAGGGGGCGUUCCGGCUUCGAUUGCCGCCAGCUCUAUCUGGAGUGCAACGAGGUCUAG